Periophthalmus magnuspinnatus is the source of this 1481-nucleotide messenger RNA. Its product is annotated as growth hormone secretagogue receptor type 1-like. The record is from RefSeq and is a predicted model, not a curated record. The transcript has 4 exons. Gene Ontology annotation, cellular component: plasma membrane. NCBI's taxonomy places the organism in Eukaryota, Metazoa, Chordata, Actinopteri, Gobiiformes, Gobiidae. The coding region runs from base 30 to 1481 and encodes 483 amino acids. Gene Ontology annotation, biological process: hormone-mediated signaling pathway; G protein-coupled receptor signaling pathway. Gene Ontology annotation, molecular function: growth hormone secretagogue receptor activity.
AGGACCACCUGUAGGGUCCAUCAGAACUGAUGGAGGCAGUAGACCAGGCCAGUGGCUGUAAAGGUAGACACUGUGCACUGGACCUCCUGGAGGACUGCCCCGACUGCCACACGGACCAGCCUAUGUUUGGACUCAUCGAGCUGGUGUGUGUCACUGUAAUCUACAUCCCUCUGAUGCUGCUUGGGCUUCUGGGUAAUAUCCUGACCAUCUUGGUGGUGUGGCUGCGUCCCCACAUGAGAACUUCCACGUACCUGUACCUGAGCAGCAUGGCUGUGAGUGAUCUGCUUAUCCUUCUUCUGCUGCCGCUCGAUUUGUACAAGUUGUGGAGACCCAGACCCUGGCCCUUGGGUGACUUGGUGUGUAAACUCACCAUGUUCCUUUCUGAGUGCUGUACAUUCUGCACCAUCCUCCACAUCACCUUCCUGUCUUUGGAGAGGUAUCUGGCUGUCUGCUGGCCGAUCACAGCCAAGACCCUGGUUACACGGCGGCGCACCAGAGUUUUGAUUGGCUGUCUUUGGCUGGGGGCCGCCCUCAGCGCUGCGCCGGUGUUGGUCAUGGUGGGAGUGGAAGAUGUUGGAGGAGAGGAUAGUGGAUUUGGGGGCUGGAAGGAUGAUGUACUCUGGACAGAAACAGCAAAGGCAGAAUUAUUAAGAGCAGACAAUGUUAAAGGGCAAUUUGUACCUGACUUUCAUGAGAUAACUCUGGGUGGACAGGAGCAGACUGGGUGGAAUAACAGUGUGAAGACUCAUGAUAGAGUUGUAAAAGAUACAGAAAAGUCCGCGGAAAAACAGAAUAAAAUGAAAGAGGAUGAAGGAGGUGGAAGUGACGAGCCUUUUCUUAAAGAUGUGGACAGCAGUGAGUGUCGCUGUACGCAAUAUGCAGCCUCCUCUGGCCUGCUCUCAGCUAUGAUGAUCCUCUCCAACCUCUACUUCCUGGUUCCCUUCUGCAUCCUGGGACUGGUCUACAGCCUGAUUGGACGAACACUUUGGCUGCGUCCACAAAGCAAUCGCAAAGACCAGAGCAACAAGAACACUGUCAAAAUGCUGGGCGUGAUUGUGUUAGCGUUUGUGUUCUGCUGGCUUCCAUUCCAUGUGGGUCGGACCAUUUUCUCUUUGUCACUUGGGGCUGCAGCCACUGACUUGGGUACAGAGGAGGGUACUGAGUGGGACUCUGACCUGUCUGACCUGAGCACAGCAGACACACAAAUGUUUACAACCCCUAGCAGCUCAUUUGCACACUACAACUCCACUUACAUGAUGUACCCCGACAGUCACCUGUACUUCUUAUACUACUUGUCUCAGUACUUCAACCUGGUGUCAUCAGUGCUGUUCUACCUCAGUGCUGCCAUUAACCCCUUACUGUACAACCUGAUGUCGGGCAGGUACAGACUGGCUGUGCGCAGCCUCAUUCAGCCAGAGUCACCUUUUCAGAUCCACCGGACACGUACCUUCACUAUUCAGCAGGCCUCUACAACUGUGUAA